AUGGUAAAUGCCUCGGAAAAGGUGUACUGCACUUUUUUAGUUAUGGCACGAGCAAGAGUUGCACCUCUGAAGCCGACAACUAUUCCAAGGCUAGAACUGACGGCUGCCUCCGUUGCAGCUCGAAUGGACUUGAACCUAAUCCGAGAACUGUCUUCAACAAGUGCUUGGAGAUAUGUAGACACAAACAGUAAUCCUGCUGACUUUGCAUCUAGAGGUCUUGAUGUUGAUACUUUUUUGAAGUCUGAAAUGUUGAUUAGAGGACCAAGGUUUUUUCAUAAACCUGAAUCCAGCUGGCCGCAAGUUCCAGAUGUUAAAUAUGGAUCACUGGAAGAUGACACAGAAGUAAAGGUGUCUGCCAUUGUAUGCAAAACAGUGACAACAGUAACAUCACUCAUUGAGGACUUUGCCUAUCGCUUCUUGAACUGA
This is a messenger RNA of Penaeus vannamei (Pacific white shrimp), 426 nucleotides long. RefSeq lists its product as uncharacterized. The record is from RefSeq and is a predicted model, not a curated record. Lineage: Eukaryota; Metazoa; Arthropoda; Malacostraca; Decapoda; Penaeidae.